AGGGCUGCCAGUUAACAGAGCAGAAUGGGCUGUAGUUUAGUGAAAUAGGAAAGCUGCAAAACAGUGUGGAGUGUUCCUGGUGUAAAUAAAAGAAAAAAAAAAAGUUUCUCAAGUCAUAGCUCUACAAGCUUGAUCAAGUACUAGCCCUGGAGUUUGUGCUUCACAGAAAAAUAACACAUUGGACUUUAUUGUGCUGCAUUAACACCCUCUUCCUAUUGUUUGUAUUUUUUUCAAAAUAUGGCAAAGGUUCAGGUGAACAAUGUAGUGGUGUUGGAUAAUCCUUCUCCUUUCUACAAUCCUUUUCAAUUCGAAAUCACGUUUGAGUGCAUAGAGGAUCUGUCUGAAGAUUUGGAAUGGAAAAUAAUUUAUGUGGGUUCAGCAGAAAGUGAGGAGUAUGAUCAAGUUUUAGACUCCGUUUUAGUAGGACCUGUUCCUGCAGGAAGGCACAUGUUUGUAUUUCAGGCUGACGCUCCUAAUCCAGGACUUAUUCCAGAUGCAGAUGCAGUUGGUGUAACAGUUGUGUUAAUUACAUGCACUUACCGAGGCCAAGAAUUUAUUCGAGUCGGCUAUUAUGUAAACAAUGAAUAUACUGAAACAGAAUUGAGAGAGAAUCCUCCAGUAAAACCAGACUUUUCUAAGCUACAAAGGAAUAUUUUGGCAUCUAACCCCAGAGUCACAAGAUUCCACAUUAACUGGGAGGACAACACUGAAAAACUGGAAGAUGCAGAGAGCAGUAACCCAAAUCUACAGUCACUUCUUUCUACAGAUGCACUACCUUCAGCAUCAAAGGGGUGGUCAACAUCAGAAAAUUCAUUAAAUGUCAUGUUAGAAUCCCAUAUGGACUGCAUGUGACUACCAUCGUUUUGAUACUGUACAUGUGUUAAGCUGUAAAAACAACCAGAACUAUUUGCCUGAAAUUCCUUAAGUACAUAGUCAAGAAACAACGUGAAGAAGUUGUUUUAAAACAUCCUGUAGAAAGUUUAUAAGAAAAAACCAGUAUUUGAGCGAAUUGUGGAAUAUAAAUACAACUAUUUUUAAGUAGUUUUUUUUCUCUAAUGUGUUAUUUUAUUUGCUCUAAACUUAAUCUGAUUAAAGCAUAUGUGUUAUU
This is a messenger RNA of Chelonia mydas (Green sea turtle), 1108 nucleotides long. RefSeq names its product anti-silencing function 1A histone chaperone (gene ASF1A). The transcript has 4 exons. The record is from RefSeq and is a predicted model, not a curated record. Lineage: Eukaryota; Metazoa; Chordata; Testudines; Cheloniidae. Gene Ontology annotation, molecular function: histone binding. Bases 238 to 852 code for a protein of 204 amino acids. Gene Ontology annotation, cellular component: nucleus. Gene Ontology annotation, biological process: DNA replication-dependent chromatin assembly.